AUUUUACAAGAUAAUAUUUAAUAAAUGUACUUUGUUUUUCAGGAAACCCUAUGUUCAGUAAGUUGGAGAUUUGUAAAGCCUCGCAUAAUCAAGGUCCUUGCACUGGAGGUCAAAAGAUUAUUGUACUUACAAAAAAAAUUAGACAAAAAUAAUAUAAGCAUACAAUUUUUUGAGAGCUCUAAGAGUCCAAAGCAUGGAUGGCAGUCAUAUGUUGAGAUCGGUCCCGGACGAUGUUCACCAGCAAUGUGCCAUCAUAUUCAGGACUCCACCAUACAAGAACCAGAACAUACAAGAAAAUGUGACUGUCUAUUAUCGUAUUGUUCGGUCUACGCAGUCUUCACCCUGUCCUUUCAGCAACUCAAAGAAGUACACAUAUCUGCCCUGCUGUCGAAUAAGUAAGUCACCUCAUAAUUUUCAAAAUACAUAAUAGCAGUUUCUCUCCCUUUUAUAUAAAUGUUCAAGUUUACUAACAGGAUGUGUCCGUUGAACGUCAUAAAUUGACUUUAAUUCAGUAAAAGAUAUUCAAUUUCACUCUUCUUGUACAUUAAGUUACGUUUCAGAUUCAACCAAAAGUGUGAUUGUACACCAUUUAUAUUUUAUCAAAGUUAAAUUUUUUGUUUGGAAACAGUUUUUUCUGUUGUUGAAGAUUAAUUAAUCAGCUGACCUUCUAAGAAAUCGAUCGAAAUUCCAAAUAUUUUUAGCUCAAUUCAAUUUGUUUAUUUCCAUUAAAUAACAUAUAAGUUACAAUAAGCUUUGUCACAUAAGUCAAUUAAAUGGUAGCCCAAUGAUAUAAAUAAAAUAGUAGACAUUUAACUUCAUUGUAAAUUUGAUGUUGUAAGAUAAUUUAUUUUUUA
Homalodisca vitripennis (glassy-winged sharpshooter) is the source of this 854-nucleotide messenger RNA. RefSeq lists its product as uncharacterized. The record is from RefSeq and is a predicted model, not a curated record. The transcript is spliced from 3 exons. The coding region runs from base 25 to 399 and encodes 124 amino acids. Lineage: Eukaryota; Metazoa; Arthropoda; Insecta; Hemiptera; Cicadellidae.